AUGCCGAAGCGCAAGAGAGCCGCACAGGCGUCGCCUAAAGCAAAUUCGGAAGAAGACGCUGCUAAGGCCGCCACGGAGCUCAAGGAGAAUGGCGACGUGGCACCACUCAAGGACGACUUUGAAGUUCCUUAUGCCGACAAGACCAUCACUUGCGAGAAGCAUGGCUCCCAGGACAUCGCACCGUCGCUCGUCUUCACCCACGGUGCCGGAGGAGGACUUGGCGCCGCAGCCGUACAAGACUUCGCCAAAGGCUUCGCCGCGGUCGCGCCCGUCAUAUGCUUCAAGGGCAACAUGAAUCUGAAGUCGAGAGUCAAGAUGUUCCAUGCUGUUGUGGAGGAUCAAGACCCAGCAAAAGCCCUGGGAGGCCGCAGCAUGGGCGCACGCGCUGCUGUCAUGGCCGCUGUCGAGCUUGAAAAGCCUCCGACUGCACUGGUGCUCAUUAGCUACCCGCUCACUGCUGGAGGUAAGGAGCAGAAGAGGCAGCCAGAAGGUCGGGAGCAGAUCUUGGUAGACCUGCCGGAGGAGACAGAUGUGCUGUUCGUAUCUGGCGACCAAGACUCGCAAUGCGAUCUUGAACUCCUGGCCGAGAUCAGGGGCAAGAUGAAGGCGAAGACAUGGCUUGUGGAGGUGAAAGGUGCAGAUCAUGGCAUGACAGUCAAGCCGAAAAGUGCUGUUCAGUCCAUUGGGUUGAAGACGGGUCAGAUCGCUGCGGAGUGGCUGAGCAGCAGAGACGAGUCAAAACAAUACUGCCAGGUUGCGUGGGACGAUGAACAGAGCGCCGUACUAUGUGGAGAAUGGCAGGAGCAGAGCGUCUCUGACGAGGAGCCACCACAGUCUCAGCGAAAGAGGAGGAAGAAAUAA
Zymoseptoria tritici IPO323 is the source of this 861-nucleotide messenger RNA. RefSeq lists its product as uncharacterized. The transcript has a single exon. The record is from RefSeq and is a predicted model, not a curated record. NCBI's taxonomy places the organism in Eukaryota, Fungi, Ascomycota, Dothideomycetes, Mycosphaerellales, Mycosphaerellaceae. Bases 1 to 861 code for a protein of 286 amino acids.